CUUUUCCAAGAGGAGCCCAGAGGAGGACUGGUCUUUUUCUGCAAAUACCAAAACCAUGGCUCAGUCCUGGAAUCAAGAUGUGAGACCAAGAAAUUAUUUCUGAAGAAGGAAAUUUAUGAAAUAGAGUCAGCGCAGUGGGAGAUAAUGGAAAGACUUACAAGACAUGACCUUCAGUGCUCUAGUUUCAGAGAUGAUUGGGAAUGUAAUGGCCAGUUUGAGAAACAACAUGGCUCUCAGGAGGGACACUUCAGUCAACUGAUAUUCACCCAUGAAGGCAUGCCCACUUUCAGUCAGCAUCCAUCCUUUACAUUACAGCAAAUCAUUAAUAAUAAAGAGAAAUACUGUGCAACUAAGGAAUAUAGGAAAACCUUUAGACAUGACUCACAACUUAGUACACAUCAGAUAAUUCAUACCAUUGAGAAACCCUAUGAAUGUAAGGAAUGUGGAAAGGCCUUUAGACAUCCCUCAAGACUCAGUCAUCAUCAGAAAAUUCAUACUGGCAAGAAACCCUUUGAAUGUAAGGAAUGUGGGAAAACAUUUAUUUGUGGUUCAGACCUUACUCGACAUCACAGAAUUCACACUGGUGAGAAACCCUAUGAAUGUAAGGAAUGUGGAAAGGCCUUUAGUAGUGGCUCAAACUUCACUCGACAUCAGAGAAUUCACACUGGUGAAAAGCCCUAUGAAUGUAAAGAAUGUGGGAAGGCUUUUAGUAGUGGCUCAAACUUUACUCAACAUCAGAGAAUUCAUACGGGGGAGAAACCCUAUGAAUGUAAAGAAUGUGGCAAUGCCUUUAGUCAGAGCUCACAACUUAUUAAACAUCAGAGAAUUCAUACAGGUGAGAAACCCUAUGAAUGUAAGGAAUGUGAAAAGGCUUUUCGUUCUGGUUCAGACCUUACUCGGCAUCAGAGAAUUCAUACUGGUGAGAAGCCCUAUGAAUGUAAGAUAUGUGGGAAAGCCUAUUCUCAGAGUUCACAACUUAUUAGUCAUCAUAGAAUUCAUAGUGGUGAGAAACCCUAUGAAUAUAGGGAAUGUGGAAAGACCUUAAAUUAUGGCUCACAACUUAUUCAACAUCAAAAUUUGUACUGGUGAUAAACCAUAGAAUAUAUGAAAUCUGUAGGAGGGCUUUCAAUUACAGCUCAAAACUAUUCAACAUUAGAGAAUUUAUCUUGAUAAUCCCUUUAAAUAGAAUAAUGUGAAAACAUCUUCUUUGUUGAUUCCAGCUUAUUCAACCUGAGAAAAAUCAUGUAGGAGAAACACCCUAUAAGUAGAAUAUAUUUUGGAAGCCCUUUAAUAAAAGCAUAUAUUUCUUUUGACAUUAGAUAAUUCAAGCUAGCAAAUACCGAAAAUCAUAGCACUUUUGACACCUUUUUAACCUUAUUUUAAACCUCAGAAUUCAUAUGAAAUAUAAUCCUAAUUUUCCUU
Molecule: messenger RNA, 1422 nt
Organism: Odobenus rosmarus divergens (Pacific walrus)
Lineage: Eukaryota; Metazoa; Chordata; Mammalia; Carnivora; Odobenidae
Gene: ZNF566
Product: zinc finger protein 566
Exons: 2
Coding region: 145-1089 (314 amino acids)
Source: RefSeq, a predicted model, not a curated record